AAAACGGAACUCGCCUCAGUGGAAGUGAUCACACAAAACGACCCGUAGUGGCGGGAGAUUUUUUUUUUCGUCAGGUCAGUACUGGAUCAGUGGCGCGCGCGCUGAAUAAAGGAUUGUAAGGAAUGGAAUUUAAGCGGCGCAAUGGAGGAUCUUCGAUGGGCGGAGCCUCUCAGGCCAAGAAGGGCAAAAUGGGCUCCGAGUGGGAGGAUGUCCCGUCUCACUUUGAAGAAGAGCUUGCGCUGUUUGACGAAAUGGAGAUGGAGAUGGAAUCGUCGGAAGGCCAGGCGGGGCACGACGUCAUUCCAGUGGGUGACUUAUUUUCAGCGGAUCUGAACCCGCGCUGGCGCCGUCCCGCUGCGGCACCUCUUCGCCCUGAUAAAGACACGCUCAUCUUUCAGCAGAUUGACCUGGACUAUUAUCUGGGCACUGCUGUGGCCGGGAUGCCAGGACAGGUUCAGGGAAAGGUUCCGGUGGUCCGUAUGUUCGGUGUGACCGACAACGGGAACAGCGUCUGCUGUCAUAUACACGGUUUUGCACCCUAUUUCUACGUCCCUGCUCCCAGCGGCUUCACCGAUUCUCACCUGGCAGAGUUCCAGAAGGAGCUGAACACCGCCGUGUUAAAGGACAUGCGCUCCAACAAGGACAACAUCUCGGUCACCGUGCUAGCCGUGGACAUCACACGCAAAGAGAAUAUGUACGGUUUCCACGGCAAUCGUUCGCUGGACUUCCUGCGCAUCACCAUGGCGAUGCCGCGCCUGGUUGCGCCGGCGAAACGCCUCCUGGAGCAGGGAUUCAAGUUUGCGAACUUCUCCACUCAGAGCUACUCCGCGUACGAGGCCAACAUCGACUUCGAGAUCAGGUUCAUGGUGGACAGUGAUGUUGUGGGCUGCUGCUGGAUCGAGUUGCCUAAAGGGAAGUACAGACUCAGAGAGGAAAAGAGCACGGGAGAGACGGACUUGCGAGAGCCAGGGAAGGUGUCCCUGUGUCAGUAUGAGGUGGAUGUUGGAUGGACAGAUCUGGUCAGUCAUCCAGCAGAAGGCGACUGGCAGAGGAUUGCUCCUCUUAGGGUCCUCAGCUUUGAUAUCGAGUGUGCAGGAAGAAAAGGUGUGUUUCCAGAACCUGAUGUGGACCCGGUAAUUCAAAUCGCCUCCAUGGUGCAGCGUCAGGGCGAGAAGGAGCCUUUUAUCCGCACCGUGUUCACGUUACAGAGCUGCGCCAGUAUAGUGGGCUCUCAAAUCCUUUGCUUCACCCAAGAGAAGCAGCUACUCCAGAGUUGGGCGGAGUUUGUGCGGACGGUGGAUCCCGACAUCAUUACCGGCUACAACAUUCAAAACUUUGACCUGCCGUACCUGAUCAACAGAGCCGCCGCUUUAAAGGUCAAUUACUUCCCCUAUCUGGGGCGGAUGAGGGGCAUCAGAUCGGUCCUGAAAGACUCCAGCUUCCAGAGCAAGCAGAUGGGCCGCAGGGAAAACAAAACCGUCAACAUGGAGGGCAGAGUCCAGUUUGACCUUCUUCAGGUCCUGCUGAGGGACUAUAAGCUGCGCUCGUACACACUCAACGCCGUCAGCUUCCACUUCCUGCAGGAGCAGAAAGAGGACGUCCAGCACUCCAUCAUCACAGACCUGCAGAACGGGAACGAGCAGACGAGGAGGCGUCUGGCUGUCUACUGCCUGAAAGACGCCUACUUGCCCCUGCGCUUGCUGCAGAAGCUGAUGUGUGUCAUCAACUACAUGGAGAUGGCCAGAGUGACGGGCGUGCCCCUGACCUACCUCCUGUCUCGAGGCCAGCAGAUCAAAGUCGUGUCCCAGUUACUACGCCAGGCCAUGAAGCAGGACUUGGUGAUGCCGGUAGUGAAGACUGAAGGCGGAGAGGAUUACACGGGAGCUACCGUCAUCGAGCCGGAGAAAGGGUACUACAGUGUCCCGAUUGCCACUCUGGACUUUUCCUCACUGUACCCCUCCAUUAUGAUGGCUCAUAACCUGUGUUACACUACACUGCUGCAGAAAGGCCAAGCGGAGAGACUGGGUCUCUCUUCAGAUGACUUCAUUAAGACGCCUACAGGAGAUCUGUUCGUCAAAAGCUCGGUAAGGAAAGGGCUCCUGCCCGAGAUCCUUGAGAACCUGCUGAGCGCUCGUAAGAGGGCGAAGACUGAUCUGAAGAAGGAGACGGACCCGUUCAGGAAGCAGGUGUUGGAUGGCAGGCAGCUGGCUUUAAAGAUCAGCGCCAACUCUGUGUACGGUUUCACUGGCGCGCAAGUGGGCAAACUGCCCUGUCUGGAAAUCUCACAGAGUGUCACAGGCUUCGGCAGGCAGAUGAUCGAACAGACUAAGCAGCUUGUGGAAUCUAAAUACACCAUCGCUAACGGAUACCCCGCUGAUGCCAAGGUGAUCUAUGGAGACACAGACUCCGUCAUGGUGAAACUGGGCGUGGACACGGUGCAGCACGCCAUGAACGUAGGAAGGGAGGCGGCCGAGUGGGUGUCCUCGCACUUCGUCCCGCCCAUCAAGUUGGAGUUUGAGAAGGUGUACUAUCCGUAUUUGCUGAUCAAUAAGAAAAGGUACGCAGGUCUGUAUUUCUCCUCCAGUUCAGAGCAUCAUGAUAAGAUGGACUGUAAGGGAAUAGAGACCGUCAGGCGAGACAACUGCCCCCUAGUGGCCAACCUGAUCAACAUGUGCCUUCAGAAGAUCCUCAUAGACAGAGAUCCAGAUGGAGCUGUAGGUCAUGCUAAAGAGGUGAUCUCCGACCUACUGUGUAACCGCAUUGACAUCAGUCAGCUGGUGAUCACCAAGGAGUUGACGCGUACGGCGCAGGAGUACGCAGGCAAACAGGCCCACGUGGAACUCGCGGAGAGGAUGAGAAAGCGAGACGCAGGCAGCGCUCCUAAUCUUGGCGAUCGGGUUCCUUACGUUAUUAUCAAAGCAGCUAAAGGAGUCGCAGCGUACAUGAAGUCGGAGGACCCGAUUUACGUGCUGGAGAACAACAUCCCCAUCGACACGGAGUACUACCUCGAGCAGCAGCUGUCUAAACCUCUGAUGCGCAUCUUUGAGCCCAUCCUGGGAGAAACCAAGGCCGAGAGUGUAUUACUGAAGGGAGAUCACACACGCUGUAAGACCGUCCUGACCUCCAGAGUGGGUGGCCUCAUGGCCUUCGCCCAGAAACGGAGCACUUGCAUCGGCUGCAAAGCCGUUCUCAAAACAGACACUGCCGUGUGCGAUUUCUGCAAAAAGAAGGAGUCUGAGCUCUACCAGAAGGAGAUUGCUCACCUGUCUACCCUGGAGGAGAAAUUCUCUCGUCUGUGGACUCAGUGUCAGCGCUGCCAAGGCUCCCUGCAUGAAGAUGUGCUGUGUACCAGUCGAGACUGUCCCAUCUUCUACAUGAGGAAGAAGGUUCAGAAAGACCUAGGCGAUCAGGAGAAACUCGUCUCCCGUUUCGGCUGGUGAGAAGAUCGCUGGAAUGUUGUCUCCGUUUCUCUUUUCGUCUGGGUGGUUUGGUUUUCUUACUCCUUAUUUGUAAAGAGUCAUAUUUACCUUUUUUUGUACACAAUUAAUACAGCAGCUAAUAAAAUCAUUUUGUAAAAUGUUGGA
Molecule: messenger RNA, 3584 nt
Organism: Clarias gariepinus (North African catfish)
Lineage: Eukaryota; Metazoa; Chordata; Actinopteri; Siluriformes; Clariidae
Gene: pold1
Product: polymerase (DNA directed), delta 1, catalytic subunit
Exons: 27
Coding region: 123-3440 (1105 amino acids)
Biological process (GO): DNA replication proofreading; base-excision repair, gap-filling; nucleotide-excision repair, DNA gap filling
Cellular component (GO): delta DNA polymerase complex
Molecular function (GO): DNA-directed DNA polymerase activity; nucleotide binding; DNA binding
Source: RefSeq, a predicted model, not a curated record